AUGGGUCUAUUUUCGUUCUCGGAUGUUCUAAAGGAUGUUUCGGGUAUGUUAAACGAAUCCCGCAAGCUCUCUCUCAAGAACAAGAAGCUGAUGUUCUCUGUCUUGGUGUUCCCUCUCUUGCUCAAUGGUUUAGUUUACUUGUACAACGUCUUUCCCACCAAACCGGAGAGGUCCACGCCUCCCCAACUUGACGUUUCUUCAUGCAUCUCCAUGAUUGUCUGGACCAUCCCAUUCAUCACCGACCUCGUAUCCGUUCUACUCAUUGUCCACGCAUCAGCUCAUGCUCAUAAAAGGGAAAACAUCAACAUCAAACAUAUUCCGGUUCUGACCCUUAAAUCUUUGAAGAGACCUCUCAUAACCAGUCUCUACAUAGACCUCGUCCUUGUUGGAUUUUCGUUCCUCUUCGUUAUAAUCUUCUCUCCUCUCUUUUUGUACUCUCCAAGUUUCAAGUCCUUGUUCGCCAAGCCUGGCCCUUUCCGGUUUCUACUACUGCCCAUUCCGUCCUAUUUAGGUAUCGUUUGGGACUUGUCUAUGGUCAUAUCGAUACUCGAGGAAACCCAUGGGAUCCAUGCAUUGGGGAAAGCUAGAAAGAUUGCUAAAGGGAUGAGACCGAAAACUCUUCCUCUUGAACAUAUUCUUCCGCUUACUGUCCUUGGGUUUAUCUGA
Messenger RNA from Microthlaspi erraticum, 666 nucleotides. NCBI's taxonomy places the organism in Eukaryota, Viridiplantae, Streptophyta, Magnoliopsida, Brassicales, Brassicaceae. The record is from the annotation of a GenBank genome assembly.